AGCUCCGAUGCUUUCUCCACAAGGCCGUGGUGCACGGGAAGAUGACUUGUUCACGGAAGAGAAGAUGGCGUUGAUCCCUAAUUCGCUAAAAUGGAUGAUUCAUGAAUUCCUGAGGCUCAAAGAUAAACGUGAUAUAAUCACAAUUCAUGUCCCCCGAGGAUUCAUUGCACCGCGUACCCAGAUCACGUUAUCUGGAGAGGAUUUGCAGCAGGUUGCUACGUGUGACUACAUCGGCAACCAGGGAAUGCUGUUUGGAAUGAUGCACAUAUGGGAGAGCAUCAACGGUCUGAGAAAAAUUUUUAAGUUUUACGACCCAGAGCUUCUCAUAGUGCAUGGGAUCAACGAUGAAGAAAAGAGUCAGUCUUUUGACGAUGCGGCAAGACGAUUGGCUAAUUGGUUAUCAUUAAUGAACAACAACCACCAAAUGUUCUUUAUUCCUUGGAAUAUCGGGAUGCAUUGGACGCUAGUGGUGGUUACGCCAAGGAAAAUUAUCCAUUUAAACCCUAUAAGUGGCCGCCCAAUUCCCGAAGUAAUAGAACAAAUGAUCGGAAGGUAAUAAUUUAAUGACUUCUUAUGUAACGAAUUUAAAUUAACUAACGAAUUGAAAUGCUAAUAUAAUUUUCCCAAACAGGACAUUCAUGUAUAUAGGGAACGCACAUGAGUAUCUUGGUUCGUGGCAAGGAAUUAACCAAGCAAACUGUCCAAGACAACCUAAAAGCCAAGAAUGCGAUUUUUAUGUUUUGAAAUAUAUCACCGACAUCGUCGCACGUGCCAACCCCAGCCGUUACAUACAAGAUCAAAAAGCUGUAAGUUUUAAUUAUUGAUUAUAGUAUAUAAAUUCUAUAAUAACAAAUAUAUAAUAUACAUAUACAUAAACUAAUAUAAAUUUUUAAUUUUUUUAACAGUUUGGGGGUAAGAAGCAAUACGAUCCAAAAACAGAAUUGUUACCACUACAGCGAAAGUGGAUCGAACAAUUGAUGGCGGUGAUUCACGGUGACGAUUGAGGUUGAAAGGUCGAAGAAUUUUUCUUCAUGAUGUAA
Molecule: messenger RNA, 1040 nt
Organism: Cannabis sativa
Lineage: Eukaryota; Viridiplantae; Streptophyta; Magnoliopsida; Rosales; Cannabaceae
Exons: 3
Coding region: 8-556 (182 amino acids)
Source: RefSeq, a predicted model, not a curated record